UGUAACCGCGAAAUUAUUCUUCGAACUGUCGGCGAGUUGCGAGCACUCGGUCGUCCACUCAUAAACCCUAACGCGCCCUCUCUGCUUCUCUGAGCAGUGUCGAAGCAACGGAAGAAAGAAGACGGGAGAAUUGGAAUCACAUAUCUGUCGACUUGUUCGAUCCUUAUAUAUCUCAUUUCUCAUUCUUCUCCAACCUAUAUCCGCCACCAGAAAAUCAUUUUCGAUCUUUCCCCUUCCCAGAAACCAUCUCCACAUUUGCUUAUGUGAUCGUCGUGGUUCUUGUUGCAAGAGCUUAUUGGUAUCAAAGUAUGUAUUCUCUCCGGAAAAACUUCUGGGUCACCGGAAAACGACUCUUUAACUGGUGUCCUAGAGUUUCCAACUCUGGUCCUCUGAAUCACCGCAUCUCUUCGUGCGAGAAUGGAGCUGCUGCAGAGUUUUGUAGACGAAUCUCAGUCCGUUCGAACAACAGCGCUUUUCCUCUAAACGACUGUUCACGAAGGAUCAUGAUUGAGGAUACUGGCAUUAAUUAUGUCAAGCAGCUGCUGACGGCUCAAGCUGGUAGAGGAUUUUUAUCUACUUGUGGGGUCCAGUACCUGGAACUAUUUAGAUCAGGUGGUCUAAGGUUUGCUGAGCAAUGCAGAUUAUUCUCAGCGGCAGCACAGCCUGUGGCAUCUGUGGAUGAUGAGCCUCGAGCUAUCCCAGACUUAGCCCCACAAAUCAAAUUUAAGAGGCUUGAUAAAACUGCAAAACACAUAAUGCAGAUUUUGGACAGGGAAGCAGUUGAAGAAGUUAAAGGACAGAGAGAUAUACCCGACAUCAAGCCUGGGUACAUAGUGCAACUUAAAGUGGAAGUGCCUGAGAACAAACGGCGUGUUUCAGUACUCAAAGGCAUAGUUAUUGCAAGGAGAAACGCUGGACUUAAUACAACUUUCAGGCUUCGUAGAUUGGUAGCUGGUGUUGGUGUGGAAUCUGUUUAUCCCCUGUACUCUCCAAAUAUAAAGGAAAUCAAAGUUUUGGACAAGAAGAAAGUAAGAAGAGCUAAGCUGUAUUAUUUGAGGGACAAAAUGAAUCCGCUCAAGAAAUAGAGAUGUCUGUAGCUGAAAAUAACCAAAAAAGCCUAUGGGGCUUGAAUUUUCAAAUCUCUAUAAAUACGAGGGGUCUUGUCUCAGCUCAGUUCUGCCAAUAGGUCCCAUGGAACUGCCCAACAAAGGGCUCAUUUCAUCUCAGGCACAUGACGAAGAAACAGGAAAGGUCCAAAAAUCUUGUGUUUAAUCAAGCAUUCUUGAUGGUUAUGUAGAAAAGGGAUGUGCUAAUAAUUUUUGUGGCUGCAUCAUGCAGAUAAUGAAUUUUUGUUUUUCGUUCUUGUUGUUGAACCGGAAAUUAGUCUUCAUGUGAUGAAGGAGAGAAGACUUUUCUCAGGCAACAGAUUAUUUCCAAUGUUUUACGGCACUGGUGGCUCUGGGUGGUCAUUGAUGUUAUUGGUGAGAAAUUAGGCAUCAAACAAGUUUUCUAUCUUUUAUGCAUCGUGAAACAAAAAUUGUUUUGUGC
This is a messenger RNA of Nymphaea colorata (pocket water lily), 1548 nucleotides long. RefSeq names its product 50S ribosomal protein L19-1, chloroplastic-like. Gene Ontology annotation, cellular component: ribosome. The transcript is spliced from 5 exons. Gene Ontology annotation, molecular function: structural constituent of ribosome. NCBI's taxonomy places the organism in Eukaryota, Viridiplantae, Streptophyta, Magnoliopsida, Nymphaeales, Nymphaeaceae. The coding region runs from base 309 to 1085 and encodes 258 amino acids. The record is from RefSeq and is a predicted model, not a curated record. Gene Ontology annotation, biological process: translation.